Helianthus annuus (common sunflower) is the source of this 1429-nucleotide messenger RNA. RefSeq names its product F-box/kelch-repeat protein At3g06240. The record is from RefSeq and is a predicted model, not a curated record. The transcript has a single exon. NCBI's taxonomy places the organism in Eukaryota, Viridiplantae, Streptophyta, Magnoliopsida, Asterales, Asteraceae. Bases 77 to 1024 code for a protein of 315 amino acids. Gene Ontology annotation, molecular function: protein binding.
CCUUUGAAUUUACUCCCUAUUUAUCUCCUACCCUCACAACUCUGUUUUACGAUUGCUUUUAGGGUUUCAACUUUCAAUGGCAGAUCAUGCUCAUGACGAUGUAGUUGAGCAGAUACUGAUACGAUUGGACGUGAAGGAUCUGAUUCGUUCCAAGAGUGUGUGUAAGUCAUGGCAUUCUUUAAUCACAAGUCCUGGUUUCAUUAAUCGUCAUCUUAACCGUAGUUACAAUAAAGAUCGCAUCGACAAUGAGAUUGGACAUAGAAGAGUUACUUACGUAGAUCGUGACCAUGAUGAUCAUCGGCUUGUUGGUUCUUCCAAUGGCCUGGUUUGCAUCACCUCUUUUUAUGGUUUGGAAGUUUCAGUAGCCAAUCCCUUGACUGGAGAGGUAACAGAGCUGGCACCACUACAAACCCUGGAUGUGGAUUUAACAAGCUGUUGGGGUUUCGGUUAUGAUUCAUCCACUGAUGAUUACAAGGUCAUCGUAAAAGGCUGGGAUCAAACAUGCGUUCAGGUGAUGAUCGCGAGUUUGAAAUCAAAUGUUUGGAGAGUUAUUGAAGAAGUGAAGUACAAAUUUAUUAGUAAGACUGGUAUUCUAAGCAAUGGUGCACUUCACUGGAUUGCAAAAGAUCAAAAUAAUAAGAAACUGAUUAUUUCUUUUGAUUUAUCCAAAGAAGAAUUUAAAGAAAUCCCCCAACCUGAUGAUGUAAAAUACGAAUGUAGUUCUAGUAGCUACCUGGGAAUUGUCAAUGAAUGUCUUUGCAUAUUUCGUCGAUCAAACUGUUGUUUUCUUGACGAUUUAUGGAUGAUGAAAAGCUACAAUGUAAAAGAGUCGUGGGAACGCCUGCCGCAUAAUCAUAAUAUGAAGGUUGAUAUUGUUCACCCGUUGAAGGGAGAUGUAUCAUCGUUAUCAAGUACUUUCGAACAUCAAUGGGGUAUUGAAUUGGGUUUGUUUUAUGAUGCACCGAUAUUUGUGCAGAGCCUUGUAUCUCCACAUGUAAAUGGGAGGCCGAAGCCGACAAGGUGAGUUGUAUUCUUUUCUUUUAACAGGGAGUAUAGAUUAUAGAUUUUCCUUAUCAUUCAUUCACCUCUCUUCUUGUUAUUCAUAUGCAGAUAAUAAGGGGACCGUUCUCCUGUGCGUUGAUGCUUUUGAAGAAGCAGUCAAGAUGACAAAUGUUGCAGCAUAAAAAUAGCUUCAGAUGUCUACUUUCUAUUAUCUUGCCUUUGAUGCAUUCAGUAACUGUUUGAUAGUUUUAUAUUAAUUCAAUAUGAAGCCUUGCUAGUUUUCAAGUGCCUAUAUUGUUGAAUAUUAUGAAUGUGAUUUUAAAUCUAGUUGUUUGAAAAUACUUACAAGAAGCAGAUUUCCUUCAUAUUAGUGAUUGUAGGAAUUGAAUUUGUAUCCUUUUCUAAUGUUUCAGUUAAUGAGGGGAGA